This is a messenger RNA of Macadamia integrifolia, 616 nucleotides long. Its product is annotated as flavin mononucleotide hydrolase 1, chloroplatic-like. The record is from RefSeq and is a predicted model, not a curated record. Lineage: Eukaryota; Viridiplantae; Streptophyta; Magnoliopsida; Proteales; Proteaceae.
UUUCUCUUCUUCUCUCUUCUUCUCCCCUGUUCGCACUUUUGUGUUUUUCUUCUUCUGUUCUAACCGUUUCUCCUUCUUCUUCAUUUACUAUAAUCACAGAUCAAACAGGAAUGGGAUUUAGGGCUUUUUCUGAGUGAUUAAGAUAGAAAUGUAUUAUGGGUUGAAGAUCAAGCUUCAACGUUUUGAAGACAAAAACUAUCGAUUCUCCCCAAAAAACAAAGAAGAAAAAAAAAAGGGCCAAAUACAAUAUCGUCGUUCGUUUCGGUCCCUUUGAUUCCAUGUUCGCCGUCGAUGGCUCUGUUUCUCAGACCAACAGUAUUCUCUUUACGUCCAACACCCACUUCGAAAUCCGUGAAAGUGGCUUACAGUAUGAAACCUUCGUUCACCUCUUCCUCAUCAGAUAAGAGUAAAUUGCCGAUAUUGCUCUUCGAUGUAAUGGGUACCAUAGUCCAUGAUCCUUUCUACGAAGAUGUACCUGCUUUCUUCCGAAUGACUCUGCAAGAACUAAUAGAGUGCAAGCACCCGACUGCAUGGAUUCAGUUUGAAGAGGGGCGGAUUAAUGAGAUGGAGCUAGCUGGAAAAUUCUUCAAAGAUGGAAGGUCAUUUGACAUGGAGG